AUGGAAGGUUUGGUGGGCCAUGGACCCUUAGUGCCAUCGACGCGAUUCACGUUAGCGAUUGUGUGUUUUUUUGGAUGCCUGGUCACCUAUACACUGCGAACGAACAUGAGCUUUGCGAUUGUUUGCAUGACAACAGAAAACAAAACAACCGAAGUGGAAGUAGGAAAACUGAACAAAUGUGGGAAGGAAAUAGUAGCUGAAGAAACUCUAGAUGAUGUAAUUGGCGAAUUCGAUUGGAGCAAAGCAACUCAAGGGCACAUACUUGGUGCGUUCUUUUGGGGCUAUCUCGGAAGUCAGGUUUUGGGUGGUUACCUUGCUUCCCGAUUUGGUGGGAAGCGAGUUAUUCUUAUCACCAUUCUUGGUUCUUCUCUGCUCACCUUGGCGAGUCCUAUAGCAGCUCGUGCUCAUGCCUAUGUCUUGGCUGGCUUGCGUGUAGCUAUCGGUUUUCUGCAGGGUGCCACUUUUCCAGCUAUGCACACCAUGUGGUCGGUGUGGGGUCCUCCUCUUGAGUUAUCUGUUCUGACUGGCGUCACUUACGCUGGUGCUCAGAUCGGAAAUGUUUUCGUGCUGCCUCUUUCUGGUUUUCUUUGUCAGUUUGGGUUUGAUGGCGGAUGGCCUAGCAUUUUUUAUACGCUCGGUAGUCUCGGAAUAGUAUGGUGUAUUUUUUGGAUGUACAUGGUAUCGGAUAGACCUAGCAAUCAUCCUCGAAUUUCUGAGGCUGAAAAACAAUAUAUAAUAACGGCAAUUGAAGAAAGUGUUGGAAAGCAUACAGGAAAGCAUCCUCCAACCCCGUGGAAAAGCAUAAUAACAUCUCGCGCGGUCUGGGCUUGCUGGUUCGGUCAUUUUGCUGGUGACUGGGGAGCAUACACAAUGCUAGUGUCACUUCCUUCAUAUUUGAAAGAUGUCUUAGGACUGGACUUGUCAUCGCUUGGUAUUCUGUCGGCAAUUCCUUAUGUUGCAUACUUCAUUGUUAUCAACAUUGGAGGUGUUCUUGCCGAUUUCAUCCGCAGUAAGAAAAUCCUUGGUACUCUCAACACUCGUCGAGCUGCGAUGCUUAUAGCUUUGCUCGGUCAGGCAACAUUCCUUGUACUUUCCGGUUACUGUGGGUGUGGACAGGAGGCCCUUGUUAUAGUGUUCAUUACGGCUGGAAUGGCCAUUUCUGGUCUGCAGUAUUCUGGUUUCGUGGUAAACUAUCUUGACAUAGCUCCUUCAUUCUCUGGCACUAUAAUGGGAAUGGGCAACACUAUAUCCUGCUUAGCCGGAAUUGGUUCGCCGAUGAUCACAUCGGCUCUCACACCAAAUGGUUCCCAAGAAGAGUGGCAAAGCGUUUUGUGGUUCACAGCUGCUAUCCUAACAACUGGUGCUUUGAUUUUCACGUUAUUCGCUAGUGGAGAAGUCCAAGAGUGGGCUAAGCACAAAGGAGUGGACUCAUCUGAAGAAUUACCGCUGAAAACAGUAGAGUUGACCUUUGAAAAGAAUGCUCAUUAG
Messenger RNA from Angiostrongylus costaricensis, 1488 nucleotides. Lineage: Eukaryota; Metazoa; Nematoda; Chromadorea; Rhabditida; Metastrongylidae. The record is from the annotation of a GenBank genome assembly.